Molecule: messenger RNA, 3780 nt
Organism: Baudoinia panamericana UAMH 10762
Lineage: Eukaryota; Fungi; Ascomycota; Dothideomycetes; Mycosphaerellales; Teratosphaeriaceae
Exons: 1
Coding region: 208-3549 (1113 amino acids)
Cellular component (GO): nucleoplasm
Molecular function (GO): protein binding
Source: RefSeq, a predicted model, not a curated record
GAACUCUUCCAUCCCCAAAACUUCCCUCCGUCACUCAUGCAACCCUCGAGCAUUCGGUUACCCCGGAGUACGCCAAACGCUUCCCAUAAGCACACAAUACACGCCCGGAGGCCUAUGGGACCAGCUCCGUAAUUAAUCCGAACAUCAUCAGCGUUAGCCUGGCCUUCCAUCUUUGAAGGAUGCGACGGGCGCAUUGCGGGCCACGGUAUGACCGAUAGUAUAGCACCACAGCCGCCACUCGAGCAAACAGAAGCAGAUGUGUCCGAGCAUGCGUCUGCUUCCAUUGUCGCCAACGGACACGUGCCGACGGAUAGGAUAUCAGCAUUAACGGCGAAUGCUGCACCGAUCGGCUCUAUCGAUCCCGAUAGCCGCGAGGAUGGAUCGCACGCUACAGUACUAGAGUCCGACAACGCUGUCACUCACAACGGCGGGAAUGACGAUGCUGCGUCUGAAGCGGAGACGCUUAUCCAGACGCCGGUUAAAAAACGAGUAGCGGAGAGGCAUGCUGGUGCGACGAUGGCUGAGAAGCCGGCGAAGAGUCGCAUAGGUGGCCUGCCUGUACCUGGUGAUGAUGACGAGGAAAGCGAGUCUGUGGCAACGCCAAUGCAGAGUACCGAGCUUGGGGACGCCAAGGCCAGCAGGGACGCCAAGGACGAGCUGCCCGACGAGAUGGACAUGGCCAGUGAUCAAGGCGAAGAUGACAGUGGAUCUCUGAGCUCGCCACAAUCUCCUGCUUUGACUGGCGUCUCGAUGGCAUCUGGUCGAUCGCGUGCCUUAUCUGAAGAACCUGAUCUUGAUCGUGGGAUAGAGACAUCGGAUAAUCCUCGUAAAAGGAAGUUCCGCGCUUCGUCCGUGUCGCUGCCUAACAAACGUCAGAGCAUGGAUCCACCAAAGCGUCGCUUACGCGGCAUGCAGUCUGAUGAUAAUCGAACCAUGCCGGAAAGGUCACCGUCUCCGAAGCCACGAAGUCACCGCCGAGCUGUAUCUACGCAGUCAGCAUUCAUGGACGGCUCCGCCGAGAUCGCUGGGAAGAAGCGCCAAACACUAGCGCACUUUCCAGUACGAGAUCCGAAAGUGAAGGCUGCGUGGGAAGAGUCUGAUGCUUCUUCCGAAACUACGUCCCAUGGACAAGUCGAUGUGAGAAGGCCGCAGCGUGGCGUUGGCAGAUCAACGUCUACCCCUGGCCGUCCUACCGGACCGCACAAGCGCCACGUCAACAAAUAUGGCUUUACUAAGCUGGCUGAAGCAUGCGAGAGUGCCGAUAUGGAUGCCAUCAAAGAAUGGAUGGAGAAGGAUCCAGAUCAAUUAGAACUUGCAGAAUUUGCAGGCAACAAGCCGCUGCAGAUCGCAGCCUUGAACGGAAACGUGGAGGUGGUUGACUAUUUGAUCAAACAAGGCUGCAAAAUCGACUGCGCCAACGUCGACAAAGACACUCCGCUCAUUGAUGCUGCCGAGAACGGCCAUCUGGCAGUGGUCGAGAAGCUCUUGGACGCGGGCGUUGAUCCGCUGCGUCAGAAUUUGAAGGGACAGCAGGCGCUUGACGUGGUGACCGAUGAGACUGAGGACGCCGAUGAGAUCCGAACAGCACUGCGUGAAGCUAUAGAGCUUUGGAAUAGUGAAGAUGCGAAGCAGAAGCGUGAAGAAGAGGAGGAGCAGCGCUACAAUGCUGGACCAUCCAAAGAGCUUCACUUCAUGGCGCGGACGUAUGAAAAUCUUCUCCGCCUGGUCACGAUUAACGAUCGUAACGGAGUCCGAGAGUUUCUCGACGCUCGCGUGCCGGUCGACAACAACAUUAUCGCAGCAGCGGCGAAGACUGGCGACCAGUACCUUGUGAACAUGCUGUUGGCCGAGAUGACUGAAAAGAAGGCUUACCAAAAGGCCGAAAAGCCGAUGCUUGCCGUUCUCGGUACCAGCCAUUUUGAGAUGGUGCAAAUGCUGACCGCGUUGGAUCCAUUCAACCCGAUAUGGAGGAGCAGAUCUGGGAAGUCCUGGCCCGAGCUCGCCGAUGAGAAGAAUGGCCCGAACAGGGCUCGUGAGCGGGAGCUGCUGCAGAAACUGUACGACGGUCACACUCGAGCUUUAGGCCGCCGCAGCUCAAGUCCAGUCACUAAGCGUGAAUAUGGGAAGCGCCGGCCUAUCAAGCAUAACGGUAGUGAAGACGAUGAGGAGGAAGAUGGGGGCCACGCUAUGCCUGUACGCAAGAACGGUCGAAGACUGAUGUCACGAAGAGACAUGCGGAAAGCACACUCCGAUUACGAGUCCGAGGAUGACGACUCCGCGUCUGAUACUGCGGUGGCCACGGCAGAUGCUCAUGUUCGUCGGCAUUCCAUGAAACCACCCGAUAGUCCGAAUCAACAACACAGGAUCGGUCAGCCUCGCAGGAAAAGCAUGUCCUCGCAGCCGAGCGAUCCUUCGCCACGAAAUCGGCGACGGUCCUCUUCGCUACGUGGCCCUCAGGAUCCAGCUCUCCCGACUGUGCUCGAGCGUGUCGAGGGCGUGGAACGUGUUCGUGUAAUGAGGGCAGAUAGAGAGAUGCAUGUGAAGAGACCUGAGGAGCAGCGCAAUGACGAAGGUACCGCUCAUGCCGAAGCAAAGCGCAUUGAGGCCGAAGCAAAGAGGAUAGUGGAGGAGGGUGAAGCAGAAGAAAUGCGAAGGCAAGAAGAACAUGAGCGCAAACAGGCCGAAGAGGCUCGCAAGGUGGCCGAAGCGGAGGAGGCGCGCAAAGCUGAAGAGGAAGCAAAGGUCGAAGCGGAGCGCCUGCGCAUGGAGCUUGAGAUGGAAGGUGCUAGGUCCAGCUUCCGUCGAGAUGUACUUGCAACGUUGCCUGAAGAGAUGUCAAGAGUGCUGGAUCCGACAGCGACAAUCAGACUGGAAGGACCGCAGGCGCGUCAGCACGUUUGGCGUUUGUGUACGCCGAUUUACGUAGUCUCCGAGACCGAUGGCGCUACCGCGGAAGAUUGCUGGAUCCUGAAUCUGCAAGCAGCGCUUCUUCUUGGCAAGCGCGGUCUGGAGUUGCUUCUCCCGCAAGAUAAUCUUGGCUUUGAGCGGACUUUCUCCAGGGGCUGGGCGACAAGAAGCAAUCUCUCGCAACAAGAGCAGAAGAACGUGGAAUAUGUGCUGAACCGUCUUGCUGUCACGAGCCGGAUGCUGCGAGAAGCACAAGCGGUGGAUCGCGAUGGCGACAGCGGGAUGACCAACGCCCAAAGCUUCCAAGCCGAGCUUGAGCAGGCGGCAGAGCGUUUGCGGGCCACCGCUUAUGCCGAAAGAACCCUCAACAAUGGCUUGGUGAGAUUGGAGGUCGUCAGGUUGUUGGACGUCCUCGGUUCGAUGGAUCCACUGCUGAAGCACUGCACCUUCCAACUUCGGCUCUUGAGUCCCAGCAAACCGUCACCAGCCGUUCGCACAAGCCCUGGCGAGCCGUAUCCCAGCCGACUGGAUGCGUGGCGGCAACCCUUUCCCAUCAUCAGGGAGGUCAGAGCUGGACGGUUGGUUGAAGCACCCGAGCCAAUGGCGGGCAAGACGCAGCUGUAUGUUGCUCAUGAGAAAUGAAGAACAAUUGUACCUCAGACGGAUGCUGUAUGUAGACUGGUCGACAAAUAUCAAUGUACAACUCGAUGCCACAGUGUUCGCAGUCUGUCGCGCUGUCGUGCAAACAGAUGUUUUAAAUUAGCGGCGCCAUCGUGGCGUUCAUGCAAGCUACGGCGGUGAUGCGAGAGCAGAUCUGCCUGAUACAACACCCUCAGCGAGACUUGUCGACUGAGGAGGUAACACUACACCAAA